Messenger RNA from Urocitellus parryii (Arctic ground squirrel), 1720 nucleotides. RefSeq names its product lysosomal associated membrane protein family member 5 (gene Lamp5). The record is from RefSeq and is a predicted model, not a curated record. Gene Ontology annotation, biological process: establishment of protein localization to organelle. Gene Ontology annotation, cellular component: lysosomal membrane; plasma membrane; late endosome membrane. NCBI's taxonomy places the organism in Eukaryota, Metazoa, Chordata, Mammalia, Rodentia, Sciuridae.
GACUUCCCCAGGCAGCAGCCGCCGGUGCGGCACCCGACACCGGUCUUAGCCAGCGCGUAGGGAACACGCGCUCCCUCCCGCCUCCCUCUCAGUCCCCCGCCCUUCGCUCACUCCGGCCCACUCCAGCGGCGACUUUGAGGGAUUCCCUCUCAGKCGCCCACUGCAGCAGCACAUCUGGCCUCUUCCGCAGCAACUGCAAGCAUGGAUCUCAGAGGAAGAGCCUUUCUCAGCGUCCAUAGACUUCGAAUUCUUCUGAUGCUGUUCCAUACAAUGGCUCAAAUCAUGGCAGAGCAAGAAGUGGAAAAUCUCUCAGGCCUUUCUACUAACCCUGAAAAAGACAUAUUUGUUGUGCGGGAAAAUGGGACGACGUGUCUCAUGGCAGAAUUUGCAGCCAAAUUUAUUGUACCUUAUGAUGUGUGGGCCAGCAAUUAUGUCGAUCUGAUCACAGAACAGGCUGACAUCGCGUUGACCCGGGGAGCUGAGGUGAAUGGCCGCUGUGGCAGCAAUGAGUCGGAGCUGCAGGUGUUCUGGGUGGACCGUGCAUAUGCUCUCAAAAUGCUGUUUUUAAAGGAAAGCCACAACACGUCCAAGGGAUCAGAAGCGACGUGGAGGCUGAGCAAGGUGCAAUUUGUCUACGACUCCACGGAGAAGACCCACUUUAAAGACGCAGUCAGYGCUGGGAAGCACACAGCCAAUUCGCAUCACCUCUCUGCCUUGGUCACCCCAGCUGGGAAGUCCUACGAGUGUCAAGCUCAGCAGACCAUUUCUCUUGCCUCCAGCGAUCCACAGAAAACUGUUACCAUGAUCCUAUCAGCUGUCCAUAUCCAGCCCUUUGACAUCAUCUCAGAUUUUGUCUUCAGUGAAGAACAUAAAUGUCCAGUGGAUGAACGAGAGCAGUUGGAAGAAACCUUGCCCCUGAUUUUGGGGCUUAUCUUGGGCCUUGUCAUAGUGGUAACGCUCGUGAUUUACCACCUCCACCACAAAAUGACUGCCAAUCAGGUGCAGAUCCCCAGGGAUAGAUCUGAGUACAAGCACAUGGGUUAGGGGUCAUUAGGCAGGCAGCCCCCAAGUCCUAUCCCCCAACUGGAUCAGGUAGAAAAAGAAAAACACUUUCCACCUUGCUCAUGGGAUACACCAACAUAGCUACAAUCCAACAGGCCUGGGUAUUCGAGGCUUGCUUGGCCUGUGUCCAUGCUUAAAUCCAGAGAUGGGGGAGUUCUUUGGAUUCAUGGGCUAAAUUGCAAUUUUUUUCUCCAUGCUGGGGAGCCAAACAGAAGGGGGUCAGCCAGCUUUUAUACUUAUGAUGACUUGCUUUUGACUCUCCAAGAAGCAAGCAACACCACUUGGAGAGCUUUCUGGCCCUGAAGUUUAGGGAUUGAAAACAAGCUUCCUUUGGGAGGAAAGGUUCAGGGAAGAGGGGGUGCUUUGCUCCCUUGGCUUACUACACAGUUUAAAUGCACACAAAAUACAAACUCAUGCUCCCUGCAGCAAGACCCCUGAAAGUGAUCCAUGCUUCUGGCUGGCAUUCUGCAUGUCUAGUGAUUGUCUUGGGAAUGUUUCACUGCUACCUGCACCCAGUGACUCUGCAGCACAAGAAACUGUUAAUGUAACUAUGCAGUUAUUUGGAAUAUAUAAUGUGUCAGGUCCAAGUAAGGUGACCUGAAGAAUCAAUCCAUGUGAGUUUGUUUUUGAAAAUGAAUUAAAACACACUACUCUCUGG